AUGUAUCCUUUUCAUUAUUAUCUAUCUAUCUAUCUAUCUAUCUAUCUAUCUAUCUAUCUAUCUAUCUAUCUAUCUACUUGUCUGUCUGUCUGUCUGUUGAUUAUCUACCUUUGUUUAUAUCUAUCUAGCCAUACUUGUGUGCCCAUAUCUAUCUAUCUAUCUAUCUAUCUAUCUAUCUAUCUAUCUAUCUAUCUAUCUAUCUAUCUAUCUAUCUAUCGUCUGUCCAUAUCUAUCUAUAUAUAUAUCUAUCUGUCGCAGUCCAUUAUUUAUCUCUCGCAGUCUGUGCAUUAUCUUACCAUACUUGUGUGCCAAUAUCUAUCUAUCUAUCUAUCUAUCUAUCUAUCUAUCUAUCUAUCUAUCUAUCUAUCUAUCUAUCUAUCUAUCUAUCACUCUCAGUCUCUUCAUGUCUAUCCAUCCAUUCUAGGCUGUUCAUUAUCUAGUAUGUACAUAUAUAUCUAUACAUUCUUGUCGGCCCAUAUCUAUCUAUCUAUCUAUCUACUCUGGUAUGCCCAUAUCUAUCUAUCUAUCUAUCUAUCUAUCUAUCUAUCUAUCUAUCUAUCUAUCUAUCAAGCAUGUCACCCACCGUUUCUUUCCCUUUCUCUUUCUCUCACAUUAAUUCAUCUCUUUUUCCCAGAGCCAAGAUGUCGACCCAUAACCCUCCCCGGAAUAAACAAUGCAACCAACUCCGACCACCGGCUGCAACAAAAACGUCACUAA
This is a messenger RNA of Acanthosepion pharaonis, 717 nucleotides long. The record is from the annotation of a GenBank genome assembly. Lineage: Eukaryota; Metazoa; Mollusca; Cephalopoda; Sepiida; Sepiidae.